ACUGCCUUGAUUGUUGUGAAGCCUGCGAUAUCUUUCGUUUUGGGCCAACACCAGGCAAGAGCGAGGCGAAACGAGCUGAGAUGCUGUCUUCAGAAGCAUUCACCGGAAAUUUGAUCAAUCCCAUCUAGCUCUUCUAUCGCCCAUGUAUCCAAAGCAAACUGGUUUAGGGGAUGGACCAGUCUCCAGCCCACUACGAACAAGUGCUCGACCAAGAAGGAGGCCAAUAUCAUAUGGUCGUCCAUAUGUAUAUUAUGGUCCUUCUGCAUCUUUCAAACCCAACAAGAAAAGAACCCCAGCUACUAGAAUUGCCAAGAUGCUCCGUCCAAAGAAGCAAUCCUUGCCAACUACGAAUGCUGUCCCAGUUGAAAAUUUGCGGCGUUCUCAACGACAGAAGAGGGGGCGUCCAAAUUUUAGCCGUUACAGUGAUUCUGAAGACGAGGAUUUAAUGAGUCCCAAGUAUAAAACGUCGAGGAGUCGGAGGAUUAGUAACUCAAAUAAAAAUGUUUUUUCUUCUCCAAAGCAUACGAAAAACAAGGAGAACAGACCUACUCCUAGGCGUGAGGGAUUACGACCACGUCAUUCUCGACUAAUUUCUAGAGAGCGUUUGAAUUCAGAAUCAGAUGAUGAGCAAGGUAGCUCAGAAGAUAAAGCGAGCCAAGAUGAGAUUGAAAAUGGGAAUGAUAUAGAGGAUAAUGAUGUGGAAGAUAUUCAAAAUGAUGAUGACGGUGAUCCUGAACCUGAAGAUGAGGGUGAGGAAGAUGGUGAUGAUGAAGGAGGUGAAGAAGAACAGGAGGUACGAAGGCGAUAUGAUCUUCGAAAUCGUCCCGAUGCUCGGAGACUCUCUAUUGGAGAAGGUAAACCAAGACCAACAUCUCCUCGUAGAGUGUUACAUCAAGGAAUGGGCACCAAGGUUGGGAGAGAUGUAAGGAGGGGUGGAUCAAGAGUUCAUAAACGUCGUAUGUCAAGGAUUGAAGAUUCCGACGAUUCUCUUCUUGUGGAUGAGCUGGAUCAAGCACCUGGUAUACCAUGGGCUCGAGGUGGAAGUAGAUCUGGCCCACCUUGGCUGUUUGGAGGAUUGGACAUGCAUGGGACUGCGUCUUGGGGAUUGAAUAUUGCUGCAUCUGGUUGGGGUCAUCAAAGUGAUGCAUUUUCAAGUUUAUCAUCUGGUAUUCAAACUGCUGGACCAAGCUCUAAAGGUGGGGCUGAUAUUCAACCUGUACAAGUUGAUGAAAAUGUUAGCUUUGAUGACAUUGGUGGCUUGUCAGGAUAUAUUGAUGCUUUGAAGGAGAUGGUAUUCUUUCCUUUACUCUACCCUGAUUUCUUCGCAAGUUAUCAUAUAACUCCACCGAGAGGAGUGCUGUUGUGUGGGCCUCCAGGCACUGGGAAAACAUUAAUUGCUAGAGCAUUAGCAUGUGCUGCAUCAAAGGCCGGCCAAAAGGUCAGUUUCUACAUGCGGAAGGGUGCUGAUGUUCUAAGCAAGUGGGUUGGUGAGGCUGAGCGACAACUGAAACUACUUUUUGAAGAAGCACAGAGGAAUCAACCUUCUAUCAUAUUCUUUGAUGAAAUUGAUGGGCUUGCUCCUGUUAGAUCUAGCAAACAGGAGCAGAUUCAUAAUUCCAUCGUUUCCACUUUGCUUGCUUUGAUGGAUGGGUUAGACUCUCGUGGGCAGGUUGUAUUAAUUGGAGCUACUAAUCGGAUAGAUGCUAUCGAUGGAGCCCUACGCCGCCCUGGUCGUUUUGAUCGUGAAUUUAACUUUCCACUGCCUGGUUGUGAUGCGCGUGCUGAGAUAUUGGCCAUUCACACGCGCAAGUGGAAGAAUCCUCCUUCGGAGGAGCUUCGAUCUGAACUUGCUGCUACUUGUGUAGGUUAUUGUGGUGCUGAUUUGAAGGCUCUCUGCACUGAAGCUGCUAUUCAAGCUUUCCGCCAAAAGUAUCCUCAGGUUUAUACUAGCGAUGACAAGUUUCUAAUAGAUGUUGAGUCAGUCAAGGUUGAAAAGUAUCAUUUUGUUGAAGCCAUGUCCACAAUCACUCCUGCUGCUCAUCGAGGUGCUGUAGUGCAUUCUCGGCCGCUGUCUUCUGUAGUUGCGCCAUGUUUGCAACGACACCUUCAUAAAGCCAUGAAUAUCCUAUCUGAUGCCUUUCCAUUAGCAGCAUCGUCAGAGUUUGCCAAACUUUCCAUGCUUUCUUUUGGAUCCGCAAUUCCGCUAGUUUUUAGACCUCGUCUUUUGCUUUGCGGUGGUGAAGGCGUUGGGUUGGAUCACCUUGGUCCUGCAAUUUUGCAUGAAUUGGAGAAAUUCCCUGUUCAUUCUUUGGGACUUCCGUCACUGCUUUCUGAUCCUAGUGCAAAGACACCUGAGGAAGCGUUGGUACAUAUAUUUGGUGAAGCAAGAAGGACUACUCCAUCAAUACUCUACCUACCUCAAUUUCAUUGUUGGUGGGAGACGGCAGAUGAGCAAUUGAGAGCUGUUUUAUUGACUCUUUUAGAGGAGCUACCUUCUGACUUACCCAUAUUACUGCUUGGAACAUCUUUAGUUUCACUUGCUGAAGUUGAUGAGAAAGCUUCUAUGAUUUUUCCUGAUCGCGUAAUCUAUCAAGUCAGUCCUCCGUCCAGUGAAGAUAAGUCUCUGUUUUUUACCCAUUUAAUUGAGGCUGCUUCCUCAGUUUUGCUGGAGGGCAUGCAGAAAAAAGUGCAAGUGUCAGGAUCCCUUCCUGAACUUCCCAAGGCUCCAGUAGUAGCCAGUGGACCAAAGGCUUCUGAGUUAAGGGCCAAGGUAGAAGCUGAACAGCAUGCCCUUCGACGAUUACGCAUGUGCCUUAGAGAUGUUUGCAACAGGAUUUUAUAUGAUAAAAGGUUUACUGUCUUCCAUUACCCUGUUCUGGAUGAGGAAGCUCCCAAUUACCGCUCAGUGGUCCAGAACCCAAUGGACAUGGCUACAUUACUUCAACACGUUGACGCUGGGCAGUAUAUUACUUGUUCAGCAUUUGUCCAAGAUGUAGAUCUUAUUGUUUCUAAUGCAAAGGCUUAUAAUGGAAAUGACUACAAUGGUGCUCGGAUUGUUAGCAGAGCUUACGAGCUUCGAGAUGCAGUGCAUGGAAUGCUGACGCAGAUGGAUCCGGCGCUGAUUGCAUUCUGUGACAAGAUAGCUGCCCAAGGUGGUCCUCUGAACAUGCCCGAAGAACUUGGUGGAACUAUGUUUCCAUCUACCCCAGUUGUGCAGCUGGGAACUGCUACUCGAGCUAGUGCUCGAUUGCGUAAUGUCCACCCAGACCUUGAUUUCAAUCGAAGUUAUGAGGCAUUAAAACGCCCAAAGAAGAAUGUGGAUGCUGCUCAUCAUGCAGCUUUACAAACAGAAGAGAAACCACCACUGCGUCAAGAUUCAGUUGUGCCAAAGCCAUCUCCCGAUAUCGAAAUGAAUGAAGUGAGUCAUGAAAGUUCAAAAACCUGUCCGGAUGGUGGGAAUCAGUGUGAAGGUUCUGGUAGAGAGGUCCCCGAUUUCACAGAUUGGAAUGGUUCACAAGAUGCUGCUGGGGUAUCGGAUGGGUAUAUCGCGAGGCAAGUCGAGUCGGUGAAGAACGUGCUUGUGGAGCGGAGUGGGAAGUACGGAAUUCCACAGCUUGAAAGACUAUAUACUCGGAUAAUGAAAGCUGUGUUCAAGAUUAAAGAUAAAGAAGAAGAAGAAGGCAUGGAUGAUCCGAAGCAUUCAAUUUUGAAGUUUUUAUUGAAAUUUGCAGAGGAUGAAUCUAAUUUCUGAUGAUAAUUAUUAGUUUAUUACAAAUGGAAUCCUCUUAUUAACCCACCCACCCCCACAAAACAAAAGAAAAAAGAAUGGCUAGAGAAAAGAAAGGUUUCCUCUAUUAGGUUUGAUGUAAAGUCGGGAAUUUCAUUGCAAUGGAAAUCUGUUGAGUGUCUC
This is a messenger RNA of Cucurbita moschata (crookneck pumpkin), 3910 nucleotides long. RefSeq names its product ATPase family AAA domain-containing protein At1g05910. Bases 143 to 3751 code for a protein of 1202 amino acids. Gene Ontology annotation, cellular component: nucleus. Lineage: Eukaryota; Viridiplantae; Streptophyta; Magnoliopsida; Cucurbitales; Cucurbitaceae. Gene Ontology annotation, molecular function: ATP binding; chromatin binding; ATP hydrolysis activity. The record is from RefSeq and is a predicted model, not a curated record. Gene Ontology annotation, biological process: positive regulation of transcription by RNA polymerase II. The transcript is spliced from 11 exons.